This is a messenger RNA of Silurus meridionalis, 6449 nucleotides long. It is a transcript of the gene thsd7ba, whose product is annotated as thrombospondin, type I, domain containing 7Ba. Gene Ontology annotation, biological process: actin cytoskeleton organization. Gene Ontology annotation, cellular component: plasma membrane. The coding region runs from base 490 to 5871 and encodes 1793 amino acids. NCBI's taxonomy places the organism in Eukaryota, Metazoa, Chordata, Actinopteri, Siluriformes, Siluridae. The transcript has 30 exons. The record is from RefSeq and is a predicted model, not a curated record.
CUCCCUCCUUCUCUCUCUUUCCCACACACACAUUCAGUAGCAGCGCUCAGUGCUGGGAGCAUCUCGCUUGUCUGUGAGGAGCGAGAGAGGGAGGAAGAGAGACGCCACUCGUCGUCCGCUGCUUGCACUACAUUUCACCCUCCUGUUUCUGAGGGACAUGAUGGAGGGAUAGCGGAGGGAUGAAGGAGGGAUGAAGGAGGGAUAACAGAGUUUCCCAGACGAGCCCUGGAGCUGAUUAUUGAGUGAACGGUGUGUUGUUUAUCCUGGCUGCUGAAGGCUGCUGAGUGUAACGGCGUGACGGCUGCUCCUUUUCUCUUUCGGGUUCUCCUUAAGGGAGAAGAAAAGGAUCAGUAGAGGAGUGGAGCGUCGGAUGAUGCGAGCGGACGAGAGACUGCGUUUAUCUCACACCUACGACAAAGUGUCACAGCUAACGCCAUGAGUCGCAGUUUCCCCCGUCAGGUUUAGGACGUUAAGUGAAAGUACUGGACUAUGAUGAGUAAAGAUGGACUCUGUGCUGUGUUCUGGCCUCAGCGAGCCGGGAAACUCCUACUCCUGUCCCUUUCUCUGGUUCUUCUGCACACCAACAUCACGUUCUCCAAGAACACACACUACUCCUGGAAAACAGGCCAGUGGGGACGGUGUAAAGGAGAAGAAUGUGGCUCCAGCGGUGUUCAGUCUCGCAGUGUAUGGUGUGUUCACUCGGACGGCUGGCACACACACCACUCCAACUGCCUCCACUCUGUCAGACCCGACAUUCAGAGGACCUGCUUCAAAGUGUGCGAGUGGCAUCAGGACCUGUUCGAAUGGGACGUGUCCGAGUGGAGUUCCUGCUCUCUUGCUGCAAACUCUAAUGACCUGAGGACGCGAGCUCCAGCGCCUGAGUGCAUCACAGCCCAGCAUGGUGUUCAGAGACGUUCGGUUCGCUGUGUCCGUAUGCUGAACGGCACAUCUGUGUCCGAUCGGAUCUGCGAGUUCUUCUCUCCGCGGCCGCCUCUGGAACAGGCCUGUUUGAUUCCCUGCCCUCUAGACUGCGUGGUGUCUGAUUUCUCCUUGUGGUCACGCUGUAGCGGCACGUGUGGUCUAGGGUCAAGGCACCGGACACGCCAUGUUCUUGCAGCACCUGCAUAUGGUGGAGCCGAAUGCCCGAGUCUGAGCGAAACACAGCCGUGUGAUCACACGUUGCCAUGUCCGAUAGACGAGGACAGGAACCUGUAUAGCCUGAAGGUGGGAGCGUGGACUGAGUGUAGACUUCCACAGAAGAAAGACAUGUUAUUAAAUGAAAGGACUCCCCUAGAUUUUGGUCUUAAGGAAAGGAAUAUGGUGAAACGACAUGUUCAAAUGGGCCGAUACCAACCUACACACUAUGCACCUCAACACCAUCAUCACGAUCAAACCCAGCAACAUCGAUAUGUUUACCAAGAUCAAACCCACCGCAUUCAUCAAGAACGACGACAGCAUUAUCAAGACCAACUUCUUCAUAAACAUCAACAUCAGCAGCAAUUUCAACAAAAUCCAGUUUAUCGAGACCAAACUCAAGAACAAAGCCAAUGGCAAGAUUAUCAAAACCACCCUCAACAAUACAGAAACCAGAACCACCUUCAACACCAACAGCAAGACCAAACCUACCCACAAAAUCACCUGCACCAACCUCAUCAUAAUCAGAUUCAGCAAGAUGAACAACAUUAUCAUGAAGACCAAACCCAGGUUCAUCAAAACCAAUUCCGACUUCGUCAAGACCAAAACCAGGUUCCUCAGCACCAAAACCAGCAUCAAGUAGAUCAUCAAAACCAAACCUACCAAUACCAUCACCGCUUGCAACUCCAUAUUCAGCCUCAUAUGCCCCAGCUCUGGCACUCCAAGGAUCCCGUGUUGUGGGAUGUAGAGAUCGGCUUCCAGACGCGCCAGGUUCGCUGCAUGGCCGGCGAUGGAAAUAACUCGGUGCUGAGCCUGUGCUGGGGAAACAAAGAUCUUGCAACCUCUCGCUCCUGCAUCAUGGUCAGAGACUGUGGCACCUCCGACUGGUCCUCCUGGAGCUCGUGCUCCAAGACCUGCCAAUCAUCUGACCUGUCUCCUGGGUACCGUGUGAGGAGUCGAACUGUGGUCCAGCCCAGUGUGGGGGGAGGGAGGGAAUGUUCUGCUCUCCAGGAGAAGGAGGCCUGCAAUAUUAUCGGGGAUUUGCUUCCAAAAUGCCCCAGGUACGAGUGGAGGAGUACAGACUGGAGCGAUUGUCGCGUUACUCCUCUCCUCAGUCAUCAGGAGAAGAAAGCGGUGAACAUCAGCGCUCUGUGUGGAGGAGGAGUUCAGAGCCGAGACUCGUACUGCGUUCAGGUUCAGGACGAGACGAUACCGAGACAAAGGAGAGAUGUCUCUCGGCCGGUCAGUGUAAGUCUGUGUGAGGAUACACUCGUCCCGUCAUCUGUCCGUUCCUGCUCUCUGGCCUGCUCUCAGCCCUGUCUCCUGACUCAGUGGUCCUCAUGGGGUCCCUGCCUACCUGAGGACUGCAGCCAGGGGAGGAGAGGCUACAGAGAGAGGAGAAGGCGAGUCCUGGGAGAAGGAUCUGGAAUCUCGAUAGAUUGCGGCCAUGUGCUGGAGUUCAUUCCCUGUGAAGAUCCUGUGUGUUUCCAGUGGCGGGUUGAGGAUGAAGGAGCAUGCAGGGCUAACGAGGGGACCUGCGGCUCAGGCGUCAGAAGGCGAUCAGUGACCUGCGUCAACUCUGAAGGUGUAGUGGUGGAGGCGGGGCUUUGUGAGGAAACCCCACCCCCUGUGGAGGUAGUUUGUGAGGUGGCCUGUCCUGGUGACUGUGUGAUCAGCUCCUGGUCUGAUUGGUCUCCAUGUUCUCAAUCCUGCGCCAAGAAGAACACAGAGGGCAAGCAGAGUCGCUCACGUAUCAUUCUCGCUUCACCUGGGCAAGGGGGUAAAUUAUGUCCUCCUGCCCCAUCUCUGGAGGAGUGGAGGUCCUGUAACAACAAUCCGUGUGUGGUGUUUUAUUGGGAAGCGUCUCCCUGGAGUCCAUGUGUCCCCGAUCCGUCCGUCUCUCUGAACAGAAGCGAUGCCAGCAACCACACGUUGAGCUGCUCAGCAGGGCUUCAGACACGCAAAGUCACCUGCAUGAAGAUCAACGGAGCUGCUGUCACUGCAAAACGGUGUCCUGACUCGGCAAGACUGGACUCGGUGCAGUCGUGUGUGUUACCGUGUAAGAGAGACUGUGUGGUGACUCUGUUUAGUGAGUGGACAGUCUGCCCUCAUACCUGCCUACCUGCAAACUCGACCACGCCCACCCAGUCUCGCUACAGGAUGGUGGUCCAGCGAGCAGCUGGCGGGGGUCAGGAGUGCCCUGAUACACUGUUUGAGGAGAGAGAGUGUGAACCCCUUCCUCUUUGUCCCACCUACAGGUGGAGGCCACACAAGUGGCAGGCGUGUACGCUGGUGCCGGAUUCACUCAGACAGGGAACACUGGGAGAGGUGGAAACAUGUGGAAGAGGCCUGGAGAAGAGAGCACUGAGCUGUGUGAACGAGAACGACGAACCAGUGGGCAUGUCCGAGUGUGUACAGUGGGCGGGGCCGAUGCCUCCUCAAGUGCAGAGCUGCUGGAUUUCCUGUAAGGAUGACUGCACCUUCAGCCCCUGGUCCAAAUUUUCAGAGUGUUCCGGCUGUGAAGGGACACGGACCCGCAAACGCACUGUCACUGGGCGGAGCAGGAAGCGAGAGCGCUGUCUGAAGGAGGACGUGUAUCCGUUGGUAGAAUCCGAGCCAUGUGUGUGUGACAAGUUAAUCUCAGAACCUUGGGGCAACUGGUCAGUGUGUAUCCUGCCCAAAGCCCCGGCGACUCUGUCACCAAAUGGAUGGAGAGGAGAAAAGGAAGUGAUUGAGUGUGGGGAGGGAAAACACUACCAUGCAAUGGCCUGCCUUGACCAGAGUGGACGGCUUCUUGAUCCAUCUCACUGUGCAGAGACAGAUUUGCAGGAGGAAACCUGCUCCAUCCCAUGUCCCCUGGACUGUCGUCUUAGCUCCUGGUCCCCCUGGUCCCCCUGCAGCGUGUCCUGUGGCAGUGGACUGAGGGUUCGCUCCAGAUGGCUGCGAGAGAAACCAUUUAAUGGGGGGCGACCCUGUCCCAAACUUGACCUGAAGAAUCAGGCUCAGGUGUCUGAGGUCGUGCCAUGUCGGGGAGUGUGUGCAGUGUAUCAGUGGGUUACAGAGUCCUGGUCCUUCUGCUCCAUCAACACUGUGGAUGAAGGGAGCACAUGUGGAGAGGGAGUGCAGAGCCGCAAGAUCCGGUGUGUAUUGCAUGGGGAUGGGGUUAAUGAGAGUCACAGUGUUAAUGACUCUCUCUGUGAUCAGGAUGAUGUUCCUGCUCAGGCUCGCACCUGCACCCUGCCGUGUCCCGAUGACUGCGUGAUGUCGCCCUGGAGUCACUGGAGCUCGUGUCCCAUGUCUUGUGAUGCGAACUCUGUGAGGACGAGGACGAGACAGAUGCUCCGCCCCCCCAGCGCCCACGCCACCUGCCCCGGGAGAAAUGAGACGGAGCCGUGCGCCUUUAACGCCAACUGUUUCAACUACCAGUACAACGUCUCUGGUUGGAGUAGCUGCAUGCUAAGUGAGCAUGCUGUGUGUGGUGAAGGGACCAGAAUUCGGCUGCUUGAUUGUAUACGCAGUGACAGCAAACUGGUGGAUCUGAGUGUGUGCGACGAGUUGGCACUGUCUCAGCCCUGGACUCUAAGUGAAGCUUGCCGUGUGGAUUGUCCCAUCAGCUGCAUGCUCUCGGAAUGGACCCAGUGGACCGAGUGCUCACACAGCUGUGGAAACCAGGGUGUUACGAGCAGAUCUCGACGUGUCCUCCAGGAAGCCCAUGAAGAAGGACGCCCGUGCCCUUCACAGCUCUCGCAGACUAAACCGUGUCCUAUCAGGCCUUGCUACAGCUGGCUGCUCGGAGACUGGUCAUCCUGCUACGUAGAGGGUGCUGAGUGCGGAGACGGCGUGAGGCGUAGGAACUUAUCGUGUGUUGUACACUGGGGACACUGGCCCAAAUCAGGCGGUCCGAGACCUGACGUAUAUGCUCCAGUUCUCCAAGUGGACAAUGAGAAAUGCAACGAACAGUUUGGGACAGAGAACGAACCAGAACUGCAGCAGCCAUGUUUCAUUCCCUGCCCAGGCGACUGUCACCUGACCGACUGGUCUCUAUGGAGCUCGUGUCAGCUGACCUGUGUGGAGGGGCGGAGUUUCGAGGUAGAAGGUCAUCAGGCACGUUCACGAGCGGUCAUCGUUCAGACUCUGGAGAACCAGGAGAGCUGUCCAGACCAGGAAAUCGAGACACGGCCAUGUAAAGGGGGGAAGUGCCACAGCUACGAGUGGAAGACAAGCUCAUGGAGUGAUAACGUGAGGGAGGUGUGGUGUCAGCGCUCAGACGGAGUCAACGUCACAGGUGGCUGUUUGGCGGUGAACAAGCCGACGAGUGUGCGUCACUGCCAUCCUCCCUGCACCAAACCUUUCUCUCACUGCAAACAGAGCGGAGUGUGUGGUUGUGAGAAAGGCUACACGGAGGUCAUGAACACACACGGAUUCCUGGAUUACUGCACCAGGACCCCAGGGGGCGCCGGAGACACCAGGAAAGCCGAUGUGAAGAGCAGCUCGGGGAGGGUGAAACCGGGCCCGUCUCAAAUCCACGACUUCUUUGGCGAGUGGUCACUACAGGCCCUAAGCCCAGAUGGACGGAUUAAGAUGUGGGUGUACGGAGCCACCGGCGGAGGAUUCAUCCUCAUCCUCUUCAUCAUCACUGUGUCCUUUCUCUUCUGCAGUCGACCAGUUAAGCAGAGUAACUCCCCUCCACUGCAGAAAGCCCUGUCUCUGGCCUAUGAUGGCGACGUGGACAUGUGACCAAACCCUCCAGAGAACCAGAAGCUUAACUUUGGACCACGGGCAGCAUCUCAGACCCAGAGAGCUUCACCGAUCCCAGACAAUGGGGAGGAUUUUGGAGCGUAUUUCAGUAACCUUUAGUUUUGACUUGAGAGCAGGACGAGGCUUUGUAAGGAGCCGGAGUCUCGGCGUCGCUCUCACCACGGAGAUUUAUCAUCACUGGGACGACAGAUGUGUCUGAACUUUGAACGAACACAUGGCACCUGGCCGCUGAGGAACCCACACUAUGCACUAUAUUAGUGCUCUCUUUCAAAUCUGCUUUUUUUUUCAGACUGGUUUUUAGUGUGCGUUCGGGUUUUUGUUCCAUUGUGAUGCAGCUGGACUUCUUAUCAUCUGAUGUAUCUGAAUGUGUACAAGCAGGUCUGAUCUUUAUCUUCUUCUGAAACCAAAAGAGAUUGUCGCAUCAACCCAAGUUCUGCCCCUUUUUGACUUUAAGUCCUGUAGCUUGCACCCUCAACCACCAGCAUCGAUCCUCCAGGCUCAUUUCAAUGCAUUAAUAUUGGCACCUCCGAAUAAAGUUCCUGCAGGUUGUUCACUUA